Elephantulus edwardii (Cape elephant shrew) is the source of this 2875-nucleotide messenger RNA. RefSeq names its product polo-like kinase 2 (gene PLK2). Bases 229 to 2286 code for a protein of 685 amino acids. Gene Ontology annotation, cellular component: cytoplasm; centrosome; nucleus. NCBI's taxonomy places the organism in Eukaryota, Metazoa, Chordata, Mammalia, Macroscelidea, Macroscelididae. Gene Ontology annotation, biological process: regulation of cytokinesis; mitotic cell cycle; protein phosphorylation. The record is from RefSeq and is a predicted model, not a curated record. The transcript is spliced from 14 exons. Gene Ontology annotation, molecular function: ATP binding; protein binding; protein serine/threonine kinase activity.
GCCGGUGGGCGGGGCGUCGUCUGUGACGUCGCAGCACUUUUCGAGUCUCCGUCCCCUGGCCCCCUCGUAUAUAAGACUUCGCCUGGCGUUGGCACUCGCACAAGUGGAAGAGGGCGUCUGGUGGAUCUUUGAGGUUGUCAGAGGGGGGAAAUCAAGGACUCGGGCAGACUCGGACGUGUGUCCGCGCCUCGGAGGUGGCAGCAGGCGGUGCCUCGCAGCGAGGCGGCGAUGGAGCUCUUGAGGACUAUCACUUACCAGCCGGCCGCUGGCACCAAGAUGUGCGAGCAAGCGCUGGGCAAGGCUUGCGGCGGGGACUCGAAGAAGAAGCGACAGCAGCAGCACCCGGAGGAGCCGCAGACCCUGCAGCCCGCGCCUCAGGUGCAGCCGGCUGCUCCGCACCACCAUCACCACCACUCCCACUCUGGGACGGAGAUCUCACGGAUUAUCGUCGAUCCCACGACGGGAAAGCGCUAUUGCCGGGGCAAAGUGCUGGGCAAGGGUGGCUUUGCAAAAUGUUAUGAGAUGACAGAUUUGACAAAUAACAAAGUCUAUGCUGCAAAAAUUAUUCCUCACAGCAGAGUAGCUAAGCCUCAUCAAAGGGAAAAGAUUGACAAAGAAAUAGAGCUUCACCGAAUUCUCCACCAUAAGCAUGUGGUGCAGUUUUAUCACUACUUUGAGGAUAAAGAAAACAUUUACAUCCUCCUGGAGUACUGCAGCAGAAGGUCCAUGGCACAUAUCUUGAAAGCUAGAAAGGUGUUGACGGAGCCAGAAGUUCGAUACUACCUCAGGCAGAUUGUGUCAGGACUCAAGUACCUACAUGAACAAGAAAUCUUGCACCGAGAUCUCAAACUAGGAAACUUUUUUAUCAAUGAAGCCAUGGAGCUAAAAGUUGGAGACUUUGGCUUGGCUGCCAGGCUGGAACCCUUGGAACAUAGAAGGAGAACAAUAUGUGGUACUCCAAAUUAUCUCUCUCCUGAAGUCCUCAACAAACAGGGACAUGGCUGUGAAUCAGACAUUUGGGCCUUAGGCUGCGUAAUGUAUACAAUGUUACUAGGAAGACCUCCAUUUGAAACCACAAAUCUGAAAGAAACCUAUAGAUGUAUAAGAGAAGCAAGGUAUACAAUGCCGUCUUCCCUGCUAGCUCCUGCCAAGCACUUGAUAGCCAGCAUGCUGUCCAAAAAUCCAGAAGAUCGUCCCACUUUGGAUGACAUCAUUCGGCAUGACUUCUUUCUGCAGGGCUUCACGCCAGACCGACUUUCUUCUAGCUGUUGUCAUACAGUCCCCGACUUCCAUUUAUCAAGCCCAGCAAAGAACUUCUUCAAGAAAGCUGCUGCUGCUCUCUUUGGUGGCAAAAAAGACAAAGCCAGAUAUAUUGACACACAUAAUAGAGUGUCUAAAGAAGAUGAAGACAUUUACAAACUUAGACAUGACUUGAAAAAGACUUCAAUAACCCAACAGCCCAGCAAACAUAGGACAGAUGAGGAGCUGCAGCCACCCGCCACCACAGUGGCCAGAUCUGGAACACCCGCAGUGGAAAACAAGCAGCAGAUCGGGGAUGCUAUCCGCAUGAUAGUCAGAGGGACUCUUGGCAGCUGCAGCAGUAGCAGUGAAUGCCUGGAGGACAGCACCAUGGGCAGUGUUGCGGACACAGUGGCCAGGGUCCUUCGAGGAUGUCUGGAGAACAUGCCAGAAGCCGACAGCAUCCCCAAAGAGCAGCUGAGCACAUCAUUCCAGUGGGUCACCAAAUGGGUCGAUUACUCUAACAAGUAUGGCUUUGGGUACCAGCUCUCGGACCACACCGUCGGCGUCCUUUUCAACAACGGUGCUCACAUGAGUCUCCUGCCUGACAAAAAAACCGUUCACUAUUAUGCGGAGCUCGGCCAGUGCUCGGUUUUCCCAGCAACAGAUGCCCCUGAACAAUUCAUUAGCCAAGUGACGGUGCUGAAAUACUUCUCUCAUUACAUGGAGGAGAACCUCAUGGAUGGUGGAGAUCUGCCCAGUGUCACUGACAUCCGAAGACCUCGGCUCUACCUCCUUCAGUGGCUCAAGUCUGACAAAGCCUUAAUGAUGCUCUUCAAUGAUGGCACCUUUCAGGUAAAUUUCUAUCAUGAUCACACAAAAAUAAUCAUCUGUAGCCAAAAUGAAGAAUACCUGCUCACAUACAUCAAUGAAGACAGGAUAUCAACGACGUUCAGGCUGACGACUCUGCUGAUGUCUGGCUGUUCAGCAGAAUUGAAAAACCGUAUGGAAUAUGCCCUCAACAUGCUCUUACAGAGAUGUAAUUAAAGGACACUUUGAAUGGACCCUAUGGGACGCCUCUUUUCCACUGUGAGGCCUACCAGGAAGCCAGUAGAACGACCCACAGCACGUUGAAGAAGAAGGACAGGCGGUGGUACGAAAACUCGGCCUCAGUGGCCCGCUUCACUGAGGAGACCAGAGCAGGGUGAAGCAUACAGUUCUUGACUUUGGACGAAUCCAAGGAUGAACGAGGAUGCUGUUUUCCUCAAUAUACCUGCUUCAAAGGUUGUUCAGAAAAUUGUGCAUUGACUCUUAACUCCUCUCUGUAGAGAGCAUUUCAGAUAGAGGACUUAGAACUGUGAAUAAACUUCCCAAAGGGGAGGGAGAAGGGAGGAAGCGCCCACGUCGUUUAAAGGCUGUAAUCAGAGCAGCUUUUGGCUGCCCAACUGUGAACUAUGGCCAUACCUAAUUUUUCACCCCCCCCUCGUUAAUUUUUCAAGACAUUUGUGGCUGGAAAAGUGCAUUCCUUGUUAAUAAACUUUUUAUUUAUUACAGCCCAAAGAGCAGUAUUUAUUACUUUUUUUUUUAUGUUGACCAUUUUAAAUUGUUGGCAAUAAAGAGUCUGGAAAAGCAGAAA